Vitrella brassicaformis is the source of this 497-nucleotide messenger RNA. NCBI's taxonomy places the organism in Eukaryota, Vitrellaceae. The record is from the annotation of a GenBank genome assembly.
UUAGACGCUUGAUGGUUGCUCUUUCUCGAUAUGUAUGGCACUCGCCCCCUCAUCAGCGCGAGCAGUCUGUGUUUGGUCGACGCAAAGUGCCUCCCCAUCCUGGACACGCAAUGUCUCUUUGUCAUCGCCUGGAGAAGCCAAAGCGCCGCUUCCUCGUUCUUCUCCUUCUUGUGGCUGUAUGCUGUCCAGCUUGUUUUGCUUCGCGUCCUUGUCGAAAAUGUAGAAGACGAAAAAGCUGAGAAUCCAAGCGAUGCCAAAAGCAAUAAGUUUUCCGCCGAUCCCUUGGCCGUUCAACGCCUCAGCCUCUGAGUCGUCGCUUCCGCCUUGGUCACAUACCUAAGGCCAAAGAAAAGAAGAAUGGUAUAGGUGCUUGGUCUUUUUGCUUUUUUCACACUGACAUCGUGCUGAGGGUUGUAAGGCAUGAAUUCCGCCAAAAUCUUGUCAAUCUCGCCUCCUGCGUUUGCCUCAGCAAUCAUUUGAUUCAUCGCAGCGACCAU